This is a messenger RNA of Gasterosteus aculeatus aculeatus (three-spined stickleback), 6927 nucleotides long. The record is from RefSeq and is a predicted model, not a curated record. Lineage: Eukaryota; Metazoa; Chordata; Actinopteri; Perciformes; Gasterosteidae.
CGCCGUGCAUGCCCACUUCUCCUUCUCAGGAGCAGGAGGAGCUGACUUGAUGCGCAUAAUAAAUCCACCCUUUGCAUGAUCUUCCUUUCCGACCAACGCGCGUUGGAUUUGAGAGCGUUAAAACACCGGCGAGGCUCGAGCCUCAAACUGGGGAUGUUUCAAAUGUGAUUCAACGCGGCAAACAACGUUUUCCAUGGAGGAUCACUCUGUCGCUUUUUCUGCCGGGGCUGGAUUUGAUUUCUGCUGGUCUCAAGAUAUUUCAAGAUAAGAGGUCAAGCUCCCCUGUCUCAGGGAAUACGAGUGCCAUUUCAAAGCUUAUUGGAUGAAAGUCUCAUUUGCCCUUGGUGGCCAAAGAUGACGUUGCCAUGGAAACAGCUUCUACUGUUAUCAAUCAUCGACUGUCUGGCAGAUUGUCUGGACAGCGGAUCCUACCAUGGUCCAAGAUGGAGGAUGGAGCCGGGGGACUUGUUCAUUCCUAUCGACUCCAUAGAAGAAGAAGCCACUCUGACCUGUGACGCAAAGGGAACGCCACCUCCUCAGUACAGAUGGUCAUUGAAUGGGACUCUCAUAAAUCUGGGCCUGGAUCGCCGGCGGCGUCUGUCUGGGGGCAACCUCAUUAUAAGCAGCCUGGACCGCUACCAGGACGUAGGAAUGUACCAGUGUAUGGCGUUCAACGCGGCAGGAGCUGUCCUCAGCAGGAGGGCAAGUCUGCAGUUUGCUUACUUGGAUCACUUCAAAGUCCACACCAGAAGCGCAGUGUCAGUCCGCGAGGGACAAGGAGUGGUGCUUCUUUGUGGAACGCCCACUUCCUCGGGAGACCUUACGUAUGCAUGGGUCUUCAACGAGUACCCCUACUUUGUUCAACAAGACAAUCGGCGUUUCGUCUCCCAGCAGACGGGAAACCUGUACAUCGCCAAGGUGGAGGCCUCCGACGUGGGCAACUACACCUGCGUCGUGAUGAACAGCGUGACAAAGGGCAAAGUUCAGAGUUCGCCCACGUCUCUGAUCCUCAGGACAGACGGUGUGAUGGGUGAAUACGAGCCGAAAAUAGAAGUUAAUUUCCCAGACAAUGUGCCCGCUGCAAAAGGAUCAACAGUUACGCUGGAGUGUUUCGCCCUCGGGAACCCCGUCCCAGAAAUCACCUGGAAGAGGGCUAACGGCGUUCCCUUCCCCAGCAAAGUCAAAAUGAAGUACUCGAACGCGGUGCUAGAGAUCCCCAGCUUCCAGCAGGAGGACACCGGAGGAUACGAGUGUGUGGCUGAGAACAAGAUGGGCAAGAACAUAGCCACUGGUCGACUGGCAUUCUACGCCAAGCCUCAGUGGAUGCAGGCCAUGAAGGACACAGCCCUGGCCAUAGAGGAGAGACUGUACUGGGAAUGCCGAGCCAACGGCAAGCCCAAACCCUCCUACACAUGGCUGAAGAACGGCCAGCAGCUGCUCUCGGAGGACAGAAUCCGUGUAGAGGACGGAGUCCUGUCAGUGUCGGCGCUGACCCUCUCCGACGCCGGCAUGUACCAGUGCGUGGCUGAGAAUAAACACGGCGUCAUAUACUUUGCUGCUGAACUAAUGGUUUUAGCCUCUCCUCCAGACUUCACAGGGAACGUCCUCAGAGCUUUGCUCAAAGCCAAGGCAGGAACUACCGUGACUUUGGAGUGUAAACCCCAGGCCUACCCGACCGCCAGCAUUCUAUGGAAGAAAGGAAACCUGCCCAUCCAAACAAGUGACAGGAUCACACUUUCCCCAGAUGGAACAUUGAGACUUGCCAAUGUGAGCAAGUCGGAUGCAGGCAGCUAUACGUGCUUCGCUAGGAACAGAUUUGGCAUGUCGAGUACAACUGGAAGGCUCCUCGUUACCGAUCCAACCGGAAUCACCCAGGGGCCGGUGGAUAUGGAGAUCAUCGUGGGCGAGAGCAUCGUGCUACCCUGUCAGGUCACCAGUGACCCCGUCCUUGACAUUUCUUUCUCCUGGGCCUUCAACGGACAGCUCAUCGCCAAGGGAGACGGUCACUUUGAGCUAGUGGGCGGGAGAACAGCAGGAGAUCUGAUGAUCAGGAACAUUCAGCUUUACCAUGCCGGCAAAUAUAUCUGUGUGGUGGACACGGACGUGGAGAGCCUGUCAGCCGUGGCUGUAUUGAUUGUCAAAGGCCCCCCGAGUCCUCCAGAAUCCGUGACGGUGGAGGAGGUGACGGACAGCACGGCCCAGCUGGCCUGGAGUCCCGGCAGAGACAACGGCAGCCCGAUCACACAUUACCUCAUCCAGACUAGGACCCCCUUCACCGUGGGCUGGCAGAGGGUUAAUACAGUCCCAGAAUUAAUCGAUGGGAACACGCUGACAGCCACUGUAGUGGACCUUAACGCCUGGGUGGAGUAUGAGUUUAGGGUUUUGGCCAAAAACAGUGUCGGGGUUGGAGAACCAAGCCCCGUGUCGGUCAAGACCAGGACGGAGGAUGCAGUUCCCGAUGCAGCACCGGGUGACACGGGUGGAGGAGGCGGGAGCAGAGCGGAACUGGUCAUCACAUGGGAGCCUGUCCCCGAAGAACUACAGAAUGGCGAGAGCUUCGGCUACAUCAUUGCUUUCCGCGCCUUCGGAGAAGUUAGCUGGACUCACGUGGCCACCUCCGCCCCCGGUGCGUCGCGUUACGUGUACCGCAACGACAGCAUCGCGCCCUUCUCUCCGUUUCACGUCAAGGUUGGCACUUACAACAGCAAAGGACAGGGCCCGUUCAGCCCCGUGGUCACCAUCUACUCUGCAGAGACGGAGCCGAGCGGGAUGCCAGCGGGAGUUUGGGCCAGAAGUGUCUCAGCCUCUGAGAUUGAGGUGAAUUGGCAGCCUCUCUCCUUCUCCCCGGAAAGGGUUCUGGGCUAUGAGGUGGCGUACUGGGAGGACGACACUAAACCAGAGACCAUGGGGAAGGUGAGGGUGCCUUGGAACCAAACCUCAGUCACGGUGAGCGGCCUGGCGGGGAACACGCAGUAUUUCCUAACGGUCAGCGCCUUCAACACCGCGGGCACCGGCCCCUUCCUCCCCGCCAUCAAUGUCACCAGCAAAAAGCCACCGCCAUCCCAACCGCCGCUGAACGUCGAAUGGACCCUAAUCGGCUCUGAGCUGUCCCUCUACUGGGAACCUGUGGUGGCAACGGAAUCAGAAUCGGAGGUUACAGGCUACCAACUGUCAUACAGGAGACAGAGGCACAAAGAGGUAAACAAACUCACAACAGCCAAUUCCACUGCCGAGCUGACCCUCGGCGAGGAAGAUGACGACUACAUCAUCCACAUCCAGACGCUGAGCGAAGGGGGGCUCGGCCCGGCCUCGGACCCCAUACGGAUCCACCAGCUAAGUAUGAGCGCCCGCGGGUCCAGAGCCCACAGCGCGCACAUCUCCUCCUUCUCCCUGCUCUUUUCCCUCGUAAUGUCAACGUUCAGGUCAACGUCGUGACACCGCGACGAACUCUGCUCCGUUUUUCAGCCUUCUUAUUGUUUCGUUUUUUCUCUCAAAUUUGUGAACGUUGCUGAGUUGUUGUUUUUUUUCCUCUAUAUUUUUUUUUUUUGGGAGGGGGGGGCUUCAUACUAUUUUGCAGUGUUAGAUUGCGGUGUGUGAGGUGGCACAAGAGCGAAGCGCGAGGUCAGGCACUUGAUUAACAGUAAACGCUUGAGCUUUUUCUUUACACAGGUCUGACAUUUUUGCAGGUCGCAACAAUGCUCCAUUUCAUUCUGUUUUUGUGUUUGACUCUAGAUUGAUACAGAUGCCUUACUUCCAUCCAUCAGCCUUCUUGUUGUUGCUAGAGACAGCUGGUUCCCUCGACAUCUUAUUCCUCACAGUUUCUUUUCGUCGAAGGUCUCACUAACUUUGCGGAGGGCCGUGAUGGGAAGGUGUAUUUUGUAUUUUUGAAUAUCUUCACUUUUGCUCUCCACGUCUGCAUUGGUGAGAAGGAGCAUGUUUAUUUGCCCCGUGCCUUUGGAGAUUCUUGUAACGCCGCCACUCGUCGACACACCGGUCAGUCUGCGCUCCAGAAUGUUCUGCCGCCGUCUUCUUCUUAUUAACCCGCUCCAUUCAAGUUGUCCUAGAUGCAACUCAUUAAAACAGCUCACAGGGCCAGUGUUGGCCGUUGGUUUGUGGAGAGCCGCGCGCGUACCGAGAGGUUUUCAAUGGCUCAGAGCAGCUCGCUGCCCCCCCCCCCCGCUGAUUGAUGGAUGGGAUCGGCAAACAUUACAUCUGACUGUAUACAGCAGUAUUGGGAUAGGUAUUCAAAUGCCAGUGUAUUUCCUGCAACACUAAUGCUGAAACAAUCAAUCAUUCAACGGAAAAUAAUCAACAACAAGUCAUUUUGGUCAUUUGUCAAGGAACAAAAUGCCCAACAAACCAAUGACUGUGUGUUUGAUUGCAAUCCAUUUGGCUCCGGCGUAUCCAACUCGCUGGGUGUUAUGCCACUUUAUACCAGGGCCACAUGCCAACAAACUGUUGUAUGUCAUCAAAAUGUAAAUUCAGUUACUUGUAUAACGGAUUUCUGUGUUUUUUAACGAAAACAUCCCCAUAUUGCAACAGUUAUUGCAUUUUACCCCUGUCUAUAACAGCUGGAUUUCUGACACUUUUGCCUUAUGGCAUAACGCAUAUCCUUUAACCAGUACUUUAAAGAAUACUUUCACUGAUUGCACUCACAUCCUGAAUCAAUAGAAUCAAACGUCAAUCAUACCUGAGCACUCUUGAACCCUGGAACUAUAGGUUCGCAAAAUAAUCUCAGCACACAACUGAGUAAACGCUAAGUGCUGAUGAAAACUGAGAUCUGGUUAGAGGGAUUUGAGAAUGUUAAAUUGAACUCAAGUAGUAUUAUUUUGUCAAAUUAAUUGAAUACCGGUGCAUUCAUUCAUACCAGCAAACAAACACCCAUGUCUGAAGGGUCAUACAGUCCUGUUUCCAGACUUAAAUGGACAUCUGACAGCUUAUCAGGAAUUCAGAAUAUUCAUUGUGAUGUGCAUUUUUGUUCAUUUUCUCACAUUUUGUAGACUGACUAAAAUGAUAAAUAAUCGUUUUUUUUAGGAGCCCUAUCCUUCAUCCAUCUGGACGACACACAAGUCGUCAUGCCAGUGCAUAACGUGCAUAAUCAGCCAUUGCCGUCGAGGCGAAGGGGGUUUAAAGUUCUGCCAAUUGUGCCAGUCUGAUAAUUGAAAUCUAGUCACCAGCUUAGACAUCAUUUGGCACCAUGUAUGGUCAUACUUCGUGAAUCUGUCCUUUCUUGUCAGUCGUAUUGGCUUUUUCAAUGUGGUAUGUGUUGUCAUUGUUCAGUUAUAUAUUACGGCCAAACCCCGCUGCUCAGGUAUUCAGACCUGCUUCCCCUUACGUUUUGAUAGCCCCUGAGUGGCAGGAGCAGAUAUACCACUAAUCUGUCAGCACACUACACGAGGGGCUAUUUAAUGGUCUGACUUGAAGAAUGGAGAGCCUGAUAUUUGCCGUGAUUUAGCAGACAUUAAAACAUUUUAAUGAAUUAGAGCAGGCCUGAAGGUCUUCUGUGGGAAAAGGGCAUAGGAGUAAUGGUACUAAUGACACCCACACAAGACUAAUGUAUCAAGAUUUAGGGAGAACUAAAUCAGGACAAUCCCAUCAAGAUGACACCCGGAAGAUUCAAGUUGUGUGUGUGUGUCCAGGAUUAUUAAAUUACCCUACGGUGUCUUUUCCAGAUGACCAUUUUUCUGUUUAGGGGAAGAAAAUAGUUUAAACUAAUUUAAUGUAUUUGACCGUGGUUCAGCGCUUCGGGCAGCUGAAGAAUGGUGGACAUUCAAAUCGCAGAACACAAGGUCAGUAUGGAGGAAGAGUUUCACCCAGGGGAGGAGCGGAAAUGCCUGUGUCUCUGUCAAAUUAUCGUGGACGGCAGGUGCAAAGAAACAAGUUAGAAGCAACGUUGCAGAAUCCAAGGACAUGUCUGGUACAAGUUUGUGUUACAUGUGUCACAAGACAAAAGGCUUCAUUCAGUUCAGUGUUGGUUGUUUUGGUGGUCUUAUGUGGGGGUUUAUCCGUGUUCGUCCAUUCAUCACAGAAUGUUAUUGUUAAGCUCAACACAUGUUUGCACAGGAAAUGCAUCUUUCUGGCUGAAUUAUUGAUGACAUGAACUGAAAAAAGGUCAACAGUACUCCGUUUUUGAACUUGUGUCUGGGGUACAUGGAAGCAUCGGCAACCUCUUUGUUUUUGUGGCGUAUCGGUACCGUGGAGAGGUUUCAGUUUGACUUUUAUUUCUCUUAUUUGAAUGGUUCUUCAUUUUUAAAUGUAUUUUGUUUCAACAAAACAUUCUGCACAAAGGUCAAGUGUUGCUUUAAAAUAACGAAUCCGAGCCAGUGCAAAGAGAUCUCUCUUGACUUCAGACAGUGAACUGUACUGUAUGUGCUUUGUUGUAUUGAUUAGAAACAAUGCUCCCAACCGGGAGACCAAACUGUGGUGUCCUACUUCCAAUUGCAAAUUCUCUGUUAAACCCAGAAUCUGAACAAUCCACCAGCAGAGCAAGUUGCUAUCACACACAGCCUUUUGUUGCAAUGACACAACCACUACCUGUUACAAGGUAGUAUACCAGUGCACAGUGGGAGACAUCAGUAUAACAAUCUGCUUGUGCUUGUUAUACCAACACAACUUUGCAAUAUUCUUGCUACUCCCAGUAUCACAAAAGGAAACAAAUUAGUUACCCCCCUCCAAAAAAAAACCCACGUACUUCCAUAAAGACGGAUGAAGAAACACAAUUAGAGCUCUGGGUGACGCUUGGCCUGUCUGUCGCGACUCCUCAGUAUUUUGAUGUCUGGGUGAUCUCCGUGAGAUCGUGGCCGUAACGUUUUCACAUUGAAAAGACAUCAGCUGAUCUCGAUAUGCUGAAGCUGUGCAUGUACGAUAUUGUUUGGUGCAUUUGUGUUUUCUAAACGAAGGGAGUUAAUAAAAACAAUCCACUGAGGA